AUGAAGACAAAAUUGAACACCCACAACAUGCAGUUGCUGCUGCUUGUUUUCUUGGUAUGGGACCCAGCCAGGUUGGUGCUGGCUAACAUCCAAGAAGAUGAGGCUAAAAAUAACAUUACCAUCUUUACGAGAAUUCUAGACAGACUUCUGGAUGGUUAUGAUAAUCGGCUUAGACCAGGACUGGGAGACAGUAUUACUGAAGUCUUCACUAACAUCUACGUGACCAGUUUUGGCCCUGUCUCAGAUACAGACAUGGCCGACCUGCUGGAAGGCAUGGCUGUGCCUGUUCAUUUCAAUGCGAUUGAGGAGGUGCACGCUCUGUGCCGGUCCAGUUGUCGGGAGCUGACAUAUAUAAGUGUAGCCCUCAAGUUGCUCACGGGGCUUACAGUUCAAGCUGAAUGUCCAAUGCACUUGGAGGAUUUUCCUAUGGAUGCUCAUUCAUGCCCUCUGAAAUUUGGCAGCUAUGCGUAUACGACCUCAGAGGUCACUUACAUUUGGACUUACAACGCGUCUGAUUCGGUAGAGGUUGCGCCCGACGGCUCCAGGUUAAAUCAAUACGACCUGCUGGGCCAAUCAGUUGGGAAGGAGACAAUUAAAUCCAGUACAGGUGAAUAUACCGUAAUGACAGCUCAUUUCCACUUGAAAAGAAAAAUCGGGUAUUUUGUGAUUCAGACGUACCUGCCUUGCAUCAUGACUGUCAUUCUCUCCCAAGUGUCGUUCUGGCUCAACAGAGAGUCUGUGCCUGCGAGGACUGUGUUUGGUGAGUGGAUUCGUGCUGUCGUACAGCACGUCGCGUUUCGAGUAACAACUGUUCUCACAAUGACAACUCUAAGCAUCAGUGCUCGGAAUUCUCUCCCUAAAGUGGCUUAUGCAACUGCCAUGGACUGGUUUAUUGCUGUUUGUUAUGCUUUUGUGUUCUCCGCCCUAAUCGAAUUUGCAACUGUUAAUUACUUCACCAAAAGAGGAUGGGCUUGGGAUGGGAAGAGUGUAGUAAAUGACAAGAAAAAAGAGAAAGCCUCUGUCACGAUACAGAACAAUGCUUACGCAGUGGCCGUUGCGAAUUAUGCCCCGAAUCUUUCAAAAGAUCCAGUUCUCUCGACCAUCUCCAAGAGUGCAACCACGCCAGAACCGAACAAGAAACCGGAAAACAAGCCAGCUGAAGCCAAGAAAACCUUCAACAGUGUUAGCAAAAUUGACAGAAUGUCUAGAAUAGUUUUCCCAGUUUUGUUUGGUAUGAGUUGUAUUGAAAUUGAUCAGCUAAAUUUUCUUGGUGCUGGAGACCGGAAAACGCAUCCAGUUUGGCUGCUGGGGAACAACGUUCAUAUUGGAUUAGAAAAUUGUGCCAAAAAACUCCCACUGACGAGAAUUCAUAGGUGUCCCGUCCCAGACUAA
Molecule: messenger RNA, 1392 nt
Organism: Propithecus coquereli (Coquerel's sifaka)
Lineage: Eukaryota; Metazoa; Chordata; Mammalia; Primates; Indriidae
Gene: GABRA2
Product: gamma-aminobutyric acid (GABA) A receptor, alpha 2
Exons: 10
Coding region: 1-1392 (463 amino acids)
Biological process (GO): signal transduction; chloride transport; nervous system process
Cellular component (GO): postsynapse; GABA-A receptor complex; synapse
Molecular function (GO): inhibitory extracellular ligand-gated monoatomic ion channel activity; benzodiazepine receptor activity; GABA-gated chloride ion channel activity
Source: RefSeq, a predicted model, not a curated record